Messenger RNA from Striga asiatica, 1235 nucleotides. The record is from the annotation of a GenBank genome assembly. NCBI's taxonomy places the organism in Eukaryota, Viridiplantae, Streptophyta, Magnoliopsida, Lamiales, Orobanchaceae.
CCUUUCUCCAAUUCUCUAUAAUUUCAUCAAAUACGAAGAUCAAAACUAAACAAACUUCGCAACGCGACAGAGGAUUGCAUAAGCAGAAAUCGAAAUUCCUUGUUGCUAGAAUUGAUAGGAAAAACUGUGGAACCAAAUUGAGAAAACAAUAAGGGAAGAAGGAAAACAAAAGAAAUGGAAAAAGUGAUCAAUGUAUUGAAGCCAAAACCCAACCCGCAGCAAUUGCUACGAGAUUGGCAGCGUCGGAUCCGCCAAGAAUGCCGGAACAUCGAACGACAAAUCCGAGAUAUACAGAGAGAGGAGAAAAAUGUUCAGAAAGCAAUCAAAGAAGCUGCUAAAAGGAAUGAUAUGGGUUCUGCGAAGGCACUUGCAAAAGAAAUCGUGAGAUCAAGGAACACAGUGAACCGACUCUAUGAAAACAAAGCACAGUUAAAUUCGGUAGCAAUGCAUCUUGGAGAGAGUGUUGCUAUUGCUCGAACUGUGGGACAUUUGUCGAAAAGUGCCGAAGUCAUGAAGCUUGUCAAUAACCUUAUGAAGGCUCCACAAAUGGCAGUCACCAUGCAAGAAUUUAGUAAAGAAAUGAUUAAGGCUGGCGUUAUUGAAGAGAUGGUUAAUGACGCUGUAGACGAUGCACUCGACUCAGAAGACAUUGAGGAGGAAACUGAAGAAGAAAUUGAGAAGGUCCUGACCGCUAUAGCUGGCGAGACUGCUGCCCAGCUUCCAGAAGCUUCUAGGAAUGAGAAGCUAAAGCAGCCCGCCACAAGUGAAGAUGUCGAGGAGAAUAUCGACGAGGAGGAAGAGAUGGAAAAGAUCAGGGCCCGACUUGCGAGAGUUCGAUCGUGACUCGGUCCUUUCUAGGCCCGUUUGACAUUUGGUGUGUGUCAUAUAAUAAUAUUUGCAUGUAUCAUAAUGCAGCAUAGUUAUAACAUCAUUCGAUAUGCUUUUGCAUCACAUCAAAUUACAUUGUUUGGGCAAAGUGGGUUUGGAAUCGUGUAUGUAGUAGAGUUGGACCAAUUUUACAAAAAAAUGAUCUGUUCUCUGAGUUGCAUAUCGAAAUUGACGGAAUUUGGGGGUUGAAUAUAUGUUGGGUUAGUAAAAUGCAUGAAAGAAAUUUAAAUACCGUGGAUCCGGUUGUCGCUCUAAUGUUUUCUUUAAUUUGGAGGAGUAUUGAAAUAUAGAGAGGGUGUAAUUUUUAAAUUAUUUCAUGAUGGAAACAAAUUUUCGCUAUUUUGUUA